Messenger RNA from Cladophialophora psammophila CBS 110553, 1302 nucleotides. RefSeq lists its product as uncharacterized. Bases 1 to 1302 code for a protein of 433 amino acids. The transcript is spliced from 2 exons. NCBI's taxonomy places the organism in Eukaryota, Fungi, Ascomycota, Eurotiomycetes, Chaetothyriales, Herpotrichiellaceae. The record is from RefSeq and is a predicted model, not a curated record.
AUGGCUACUCAACAGAACAACGGUGGACAAUCUCCGCUCGCAAUCGCCCCCUCCCUCAUCGUCGGCAUAGUGAUCCUGGCCUCAUUCGCAUGCAUCAUAAUCUUCGCUAGCAUUUUUCGCUACUGCCGCCGGAGCCAGUCUAGCUUGGUAGAUCCUGAACUCGCGUCUGAUAUGGGGGGUACUGAAUUCUACAACCCCAACAAACCGCCAUCGGCGGCACAAUCUGCAAGAUUGAAGGAGGUAAGAUGGAUCAAUAACAUGUACGCGUGGGAGAGAGGGCGGCAGGCGCGGAUGGAAAUUGGAGAAAUAAGACCGACUACUAUGCUCGUGGGACGAAGAGGAGAGAAUAAGAAUUGGGAUGAAUAUUCCCUCGCAGGAGAUAAUUCGUGGCCAAACCAGAGCACGAGCAAUGGCAGUGGCAGUGGCAGUGGCAAUGCUGCAGGAGGAUACUGUCAUACUCCGCAUUUCUACGAUCUCGAUGACCCUCAUGUACGGUCUUCUUCGCAGCAACGCUUAAACCACCUCGCACCUCCCGCAGAUCAUGUCCGAAACUCUUACCAAUCUACUGCCAGCGGCAACGGUUAUCUUCCGCGACACUCAUCUGCAUUGCUCCCACCACCCGCUCAUGGUCGACGUGAAGCGCUAGGAUCGGUGACCCCAAAAAGCCCUUUGAGGAAUGAAUAUCAAAUUCACGCUGAAGAGCCAAACCCAAGAUCAGUGUUCGAGGCUAGACCGCCGUUCACGGGUAAUAUAGUAGAAGAUGAUCCCGCUCAACGCACCCAAGGCCGGAAUUCUUCUGGCGAUCCCAAAAUCACAAUUAGCGACGAGAGUCAGGACGCGGCAAAUAGGCGGUCCCCAACUCCACUGGCAUACGAUGCAAAUUUCGAAACCGUCCCCCUCGAUGGUAGUACUCAGAUUGCCACAGGCGGUAGGGGCACGGACGCGAUCCAACACAACUCUUCGAAGCUCAGCCCAGAAAUUGCGGAUCAUAGACCAUCAGUGGUUGUGGUGAAUGACGAAUCGUAUCCGCAGCUCCAACUCCCAUUUCUGUCACAGUCACAUUACCAGAACUCAGUGAGUGGGUAUGAGGGUGACGAAGUGGACCUACGUAGCGGUCCGAAUGAGCAGCCACCCAUGCAUCGCGCCGAGACAGGAAUUAAGCAGCACAAAGAAGAAGUGGAGGAGACGGAUGAGAGCACAAAUGGCCAUGACGAGAUCCCGAGGGAAAACGUCAAAGGGAUGAUUCAGGACUGGGAGAGAGUGAAUGGAAGCUUUGGAAGGAGUCACUUGGCUGCGCCAUAG